Molecule: messenger RNA, 501 nt
Organism: Parascedosporium putredinis
Lineage: Eukaryota; Fungi; Ascomycota; Sordariomycetes; Microascales; Microascaceae
Source: the annotation of a GenBank genome assembly
AUGUCUUCUCUUCGAGUUUUGCUCCCUAAGAUGGGUAUCGCUGGUAUUACCUUUCUGGCCGUCAUUGCCUCCCCUUACCUCGCGGCGGCCACCCCGGUCCCAGAGGGCGAGCCUGGCCUCAUCCCCGUCUCGCCCCUCUGCAACAUGCCCAACAACGUCAUUCCAGAGUCCCCCGACUUUAUCAUGCCGGGCAUCCCGCCCCCACCAGCCUCGUUCAAGCUGCAGAAGCGCUGCUGCUACGAGAAAGGCCCCAACAUCUCUCGCCAGGUGUGUGCCUGCAAGGCAUGGGACGCCUGGUGCAAGGCACAGUACAGCGGGUGUUGCGGAGACGUGCGAGCCUGCACCGAGUACUGCAUCUGCGUGCCUCCCGAGAGGUUCUGCGACCACCCCGAUGUGAAGUACCGCAAGGUUUGCGCGGAUCCCUACAAGGGAGAGGGUGACGUUAGCUGGGUUGCUGACCUGCCGUUUGGCGUUCCUCCCAAGUGUCCUGGGGAUCAUUGA